AUGCCAUUGGGCCAUCAGUCGUUGUUCCAGAUGGCCCAGAAGCAGAGCCACCUUAGAAGACAUACACUCCAUGGAAAGCGGCGCCAGUGCGAUCACUAUGUUUGGGCUUGGCUUCUCACCAACGUACAGAUGGGAAUGCUCGGCUGCACAACCACUCCAUCGUACCUUCAUGACACUCUCCGGACCAUGGACGCAUUCUCAUCAUUGCGAAAACGCGCCUCGAUUACCCUAGAACAGGCUGACGCACUCGGUGUCUUGGCCUACGCCUGCACGAUCCCCGGGACGAUCCUCUGUUUUCUGGUCCUUCUCGCCUAUGGUGCCGCCGCUCUGUCUCCGAAGGGAAGGCCACACUUAGACCGAGUCAGCUUUCGGCUCCUUUGCUACUCUCUGUUCUUCAACAUUCUCUAUGGCAUAGCCUUCUCAGUGACUGCUGCCCAGACAGGCCCGGGAUCGCUAUGUAAUUUCGGUGCUUUUGCAGUGAACUUCACGCUCAACUUUGCGACGUUCUUCACGACAUGUAUCGCCAUCAACCUUCAGCUCGUCUUGGUACACCGGGUAAACGGGAAAGCAAUGGAGAAAUACUAUGUUAUCGUAGUCUCCUUGCUUAGUAUCGUAUUGACGGUCCCGGCGUUCGGUCUCAACCAGUUUGGAUGGGACGAAGCGAAUUUCACCUGUUGGUUCAAGAACCCCGACGAGCACACGAAGGUCCAAUGGCUUAUCGGUACCCAAUCUUUCUGGAUCGCUCUCGCUGCCACGAUCGAGACGAUAUGCUCCGUAACCGUGCUCGUUUGGAUGGCGAAGUUCCAGUUGAACACCAGGUUCAUCCAGAAAGCCUCAGACCCUAGUUUCUUGCAUACGAGCGGCGCGACGGGGCACCGUUCAGAGGCUUCUAGCUCUGCGCAAACCAUACUUUCGAUCCAGGCCCGCAAAUAUAGAGGUGUCAUCAUACGUAUCGCUAACUCGAACCUAGCCCUGUAUCCCAUCGUCUCACUGCUUAUCAACUACCCUACGAUCGGCUUGGACAUCUUCGGGUCCAUCAAGGGCGUGCACACCGAACUCGACUACCGUCUCCUCGUCGCCGAUCUUGUCCUGUACGGACUGCGCCCAUUUGCAUACGCCCUGCUCGCAUGCAACGAUCCAUCCUUCGUGCGCGCCGUCCAAGACAUCCGCGGUGUGAAGAUCCCUUCGUCGGAGUCUUCUGGCGAGACGGACACCAUGUCGCGCCCGCAGUUCGCCUCGCAGCGCCCAACCGACUCCACAUUCCCUGGCGGCACCGAGCUCACCGUCAACGUAGAGCUCCAGACCGUGUCGCACGGCGACGACGCUAGCAUGGACAAGUCGGGCAAGCACGGCAUGUUCAUCCACGAAGAGUCGGGCAUCUCGACUGGACGGCUCGCUGCGAAGGCCGACGCGAGACGGACGUUCACGGAUUCGGAGUGGGACGAUAAGGCAUUCGAGCGCACUGCCUCCGCUGUGGUUUCCCUUCACCAUGAGGACCAGAUCGUCCCAUGCAGCUUCCGCAUCGUUGCUGCCGACGGCGGAGGCUAG
Pleurotus ostreatus (oyster mushroom) is the source of this 1548-nucleotide messenger RNA. RefSeq lists its product as uncharacterized. The coding region runs from base 1 to 1548 and encodes 515 amino acids. Lineage: Eukaryota; Fungi; Basidiomycota; Agaricomycetes; Agaricales; Pleurotaceae. Gene Ontology annotation, biological process: adenylate cyclase-activating G protein-coupled receptor signaling pathway. The transcript has 13 exons. Gene Ontology annotation, cellular component: plasma membrane. Gene Ontology annotation, molecular function: G protein-coupled receptor activity. The record is from RefSeq and is a predicted model, not a curated record.